AUGGCGGCACAACCGGGGGCCUAUUCAGUUAACGUCAACGACCCGGCCUUGAUUGCGCUCGUCAACAAGUUACAAGAUGUCUUCACUGCGGUGGGAGUCCAAAAUCCCAUAGACUUGCCACAGAUCGUGGUCGUCGGUUCACAGUCAAGCGGGAAGAGUUCAGUCUUAGAAAACAUUGUCGGCAGAGACUUUCUUCCUCGAGGCUCCGGAAUCGUCACCCGUCGUCCUCUCGUUCUGCAACUUAUCAAUAGACCUGCUCCGGAGAAACUCCAAACAAAUGGCGUCAGCGAAAAGGAAAUGAAAGAGACGACCGACAGUCAAGCAAAUGUCGACGAGUGGGGUGAAUUCCUGCAUCUCCCCGGCCAGAAGUUCUAUGAUUUCAACAAAAUCCGUGACGAGAUUGUCAAGGAGACAGAGGCAAAAGCAGGCCGCAAUGUGGGCAUCUCGCCGGCACCCAUCAACCUGCGGAUAUACUCUCCUAAUGUUCUCACCCUGACGCUGGUCGACUUGCCGGGUUUGACCAAAGUCCCUGUGGGAGACCAGCCACGAGACAUUGAACGACAGAUUCGAGAAAUGGUGCUCAAACAAAUCUCGAAGCCCAAUGCCAUCAUCCUGGCGGUGACAGCUGCCAAUGUUGAUCUGGCCAACUCAGACGGUUUGAAACUGGCUCGUGAAGUGGAUCCCGAGGGCCAGAGGACUAUUGGUGUUCUGACCAAAAUCGAUCUGAUGGACGCUGGCACCGACGUUGUGGACAUCCUCGCUGGCCGGAUUAUUCCGCUCAGACUGGGCUACGUCCCCGUUGUCAAUCGCGGGCAGCGGGAUAUUGAGAACAAGAAGCGAAUAGAUUUGGCUUUGAAAGCAGAGAAGGAAUUUUUCGAAAACCACCCAUCUUACCGAAACAAGGCCUCAUACUGCGGUACGCCUUACCUGGCCCGAAAGCUCAACACCAUCCUCAUGAUGCACAUCAAACAAACGCUACCGGACAUCAAGACGCGAAUUGCCACAUCCUUGCAGAAGUACUCGCAAGAGUUGGAACAGCUGGGUGCCGGCGACCUCCUGGGAAACAAUGGCUCCAACAUAAUCCUCAACAUAAUCACCGAGUUUGCCAACGAAUACAGAAGUGUUCUCGAAGGCAAAAGCACGCAGCUAUCCAACAUCGAGCUUUCCGGAGGUGCCCGUAUUUCGUUCGUCUACCAUGAACUCUAUGCAAACGGUAUCAAAGCCAUCGACCCCUUUGAUCAGGUCAAAGAUAUUGAUAUUCGCACAAUCCUUUACAACUCCUCCGGUUCCCAGCCCGCACUAUUCGUUGGCACCACCGCUUUCGAGCUGAUCGUGAAGCAACAAAUCCGCCGGCUGGAGGAGCCAUCCCUGAAGUGCGUGUCAUUGGUCUACGAUGAACUUGUUCGCAUCCUCAGUCAACUUCUUGGAAAGCAGGUUUUCCGAAGAUAUCCUCAACUGAAGGAGAGAUUCCACCAGACUGUCAUCUCCUUCUUCCGCAAGUCGAUAGAGCCAACCAACAAGUUGGUUAAAGAUCUGGUGGCGAUGGAGGCGUGUUACAUCAAUACAGGCCAUCCAGACUUUUUGAAUGGCCAUCGUGCAAUGGCCAUUGUCAACGACAGACACAAUGCCAACAAACCAACACAAGUGGACCCGAAAACUGGCAAACCUCUUCCACCGUCGGUGCCACCUCGAGCAGCCUCGCCCGGUCUUCCUACGGAUGGCUCCGAUCAGAACUCUGGGUUCUUCGGCUCCUUCUUUGCUAGUAAGAACAAGAAGAAGAUGGCGGCCAUGGAACCGCCGCCAGCCACACUCAAAGCCAGCGGCACCCUGUCCGAACGUGAGAGCCAGGAAGUGGAGGUUAUCAAAUUGCUCAUCAACAGCUAUUUCAAUAUCGUACGGAGGACAAUGAUUGACAUGGUUCCGAAAGCAAUCAUGUUGAACCUAGUACAGCACACGAAAGAAGAAAUGCAGCGAGAAUUGCUCGGUCAACUGUACCGGACACAGGAGAUCGACGAUCUUCUCAAGGAAAGCGACUACACGGUUAGACGGCGGAAAGAGUGCUUACAGAUGGUGGAGAGCUUGAGCAAAGCUCAAGAAAUCGUCAGCGAGGUGCAGUAG
This is a messenger RNA of Exophiala dermatitidis NIH/UT8656, 2118 nucleotides long. Its product is annotated as vacuolar protein sorting-associated protein 1. Lineage: Eukaryota; Fungi; Ascomycota; Eurotiomycetes; Chaetothyriales; Herpotrichiellaceae. The record is from RefSeq and is a predicted model, not a curated record. Gene Ontology annotation, biological process: peroxisome organization. Gene Ontology annotation, molecular function: GTPase activity; GTP binding; microtubule binding. The transcript has 5 exons. Gene Ontology annotation, cellular component: microtubule; membrane; cytoplasm. The coding region runs from base 1 to 2118 and encodes 705 amino acids.